This is a messenger RNA of Acanthamoeba castellanii str. Neff, 666 nucleotides long. Its product is annotated as zinc finger, C3HC4 type (RING finger) domain containing protein. The record is from RefSeq and is a predicted model, not a curated record. The transcript has a single exon. NCBI's taxonomy places the organism in Eukaryota, Discosea, Longamoebia, Acanthamoebidae. Bases 1 to 666 code for a protein of 221 amino acids.
AUGAGGCACAACGUGGCCCUGCAUGGGCAAGAAUAUCCGAGGCGUCCUCUCUACACCAACCAUCACCAGGCAUUGGUCGAAGAUGGCCUUCAGACCCCUCGCUUUCCACAGCCGCCACUUCCCAGCCUCCCCUCUCACUCAUCUGCUUCGCCCUACGUUCCUUCUCCCUCCUCCACUUCGUCUCAUCAUUCGUCACGGCGCGGUAAUUCUUCCACAUCCUCCUCAUCUCGUAAACGAUCGCGAGAAGAAGCAUCGAGGGCGGCUCCGAUCCCAGGCGUUGCGAAGCCGCUCGUGCUGAACGACCGUGCAGAUGAGGAGCGAGCAGCCGAGAAAGAGAACUCGCGACAUGGUGCAAACGCGCCAGCAUCGGAGGAUAGCAUGUCGAGGAACGAAAAGGAGAAGGAACAAGAGAAAGGAGGGGAAGAAGAGGAAGAAAAGGACGAAUGCUGCAUCUGCCUGGGUGAGAUAGGCGAGGUCAUGGGCUGCCUGACGUGUUGUGAGCACAAGUUUUGCUUUGGCUGCAUCUCGCAAUGGGCCGAGAAAAGCAACACCUGCCCUCUUUGCAAACAGAGGUUUCGCGAAAUCAUCAGGAAGACGGUACCCUCCCUUCAAGGAUUCUCUUCAAGUGUUCUUCAUUUGAGUUACAAAACACACAUAAAUAAAUAA